CUCUUACUUUACCUACCUUACUUUGCUUCACCAUUCCAACAAAUCUAUUUCAUUUCAUCAUCAUCACUUUCUUCCACCUCCGUUCCAGUCAUCACUCUCCCAUUCAACCAACACCAUCCAGGUAGCUCGAUUCUUAUCACUGAUCUAUCCUUUCUCAUCACUAGCGUGCCCGCUCCCUUAUCUCUAGGGGCAUGUUUGGCAUCUCAAGUGAUUUCAUCGUCUAGGGAAUCUUAAAAGCAUCAUGUCGACCUCUGCGUCCCAGGCUACUUCCAUAAACCCGAAUACCUUAAUUACGGUGAAGGUGCUUUACAAUGACAAUACUCGUCGCUUCAAAAUCCCUUUGAAAGAGCUUGAAGCUCGUGUUCUCCCCCAAAAGCUCCGCCAGCUUCUUGGCAUCCCGAGAGAUGUCAACGUCAUUCUUGAACGCUUGUCUGAUAGCGCUGGUUGUUAUAUCCACCUGGACAGCGAAAACAAUUCUGUCUACAAACAACUCUACCGUGCUGCAAAGGCCAAAUUAAAACUGCGAAUUAAGGUUACAGAGGUUGACAAUACUACCUCUCAAUCACCACUGCCCGCAGAAAAUUCCACUGAGCACCAGGAUCAGGUGAGAUACAGCUACCUUCAAACAGUAUUAAGCUCUCCGCUCCCUGAAGGCUCAGCUGAAGCUGUUUCCGAAUCGCCACGUGAUGCUGCGAAGCCCACCCUAACUGAGCCCAAGACCAUGCAAUGGUCUAAUACGGGUGGCGUAGCUCCCGAGCCGCAAUACCAAGACUUCAAUUUGGGCCAGGAUAAUCUCAGCACCCCUGUGGUCUCACAUAAAUCUCCCAUGGGUGUUUUUUGCAUUGACUGCAAUCAUUGCGGUUUAUCUAUUCCCAAUGAACACUACCACUGCAGUAUCUGCGAUGAUGGUGAUUAUGACCUAUGUCUCCAUUGUGUAGACUCGGGAGUUACCUGUCCAAAUGAGGACCACUGGUUAAUUAGACGCAUUGUUAAAGAUGGCAUUGUCACCAACAGCACCACAGAGACAGUUGCUCCUCGAAAGCUCCAGACAAACGUUCCCGAGGAAGGCCCCGAAGAGGUCGAAAAGAAAUCAGAGCUUGUCCCAGAAUCCGUUUCUGAAGACACCCCAAAAACUUCACCAGUUCCUGUUGAAGAUGCUGUUCACUCGGAAGCCCGUAUUUGCAAUGCUUGCCUCAAGGAAUUUAACGAAACUAAAAUGGUCACUUGCCUUCAGUGCAAGGACUAUGAUCUUUGUAUCACGUGCCUUCUGAAGGAUUCCCAUGGUCAUCACCCAGCUCACAACUUUUCUCUUCUUCAUGACGGGCCCUUCUGUUUAAAGAAUUUGGUUUUGUCACGCUGCAAACCUGGGCGUCGUUAUCAACAUGCCGCCAUCUGUGACGGCUGCGAGAAGAAUGUCGUCGGUGUGCGCCACAAGUGCCUCACCUGCCCUGAUUGGGAUUAUUGCUCUGAGUGUUUUUCAAAUGCACCGGAGACUCAUCCUGGUCAUCGAUUUGCUCCACUUUAUGAGGCCAUAUCUGAGCCGUCUCAGGCUCAUGAGGUCCACUAUGGUAUCUUCUGCGAUGGCCCUCUUUGCAAGAACAAGGCAGUCCCUGGAUAUAUUACUGGGAUCCGUUACAAGUGCUCCGUGUGCUAUGAUCUCGACUUCUGCGCCAGUUGCGAGGCGCUUCCGACAAAUACGCAUAACCGAACUCACCCAAUGGUCAUGCUCAAGACUCCUGUUCGCAAUGUUACUGUCAGUACACUCCAGGAGGAUAGAUUCGGGGGAUCUACAGUCGCCCUCGGUGAUCGUGCUCAAAGAUCCCUAUCGACCCAAGCCGUCAAUUCGGUGGAACCCGAGGCCUCUAUCCCCGAUGUGCCCGUUAAAGAAGAGUCGGGUUUAUCACAAGACAGCGAGUUCGUGAAGCAGGAACGUACACUUUCAAGAGAGCAGCCAAUCAAAGCUGAGAAGUCCACUAAUGCAGCUUCCGGAUACGACGCUCUAUUUGUGCGUGAUACGGUACCUGACAACACCAUUAUAUCGCCAAACAAGGUGUUCCGUCAGAACUGGACUCUCUAUAACCCCGGCCCACUUGCGUGGCCUGCUGGAAGUGACGUACGCUUUGUUGGUGGUGACUCAAUGUUCAAUGUCGAUACCAACCACCCCUUGAGCCUAGAGUCUAUCUCUGCUGCUAUGGAAAGCAACAAGUUGUCAGAGCCCCUGGAGUCCGGCCAGAGCGCCGACUUCACUGUAACACUUAAAGCUCCCAGUCGAGUAGGCACUGCCAUCUCGUACUGGCGACUGAAGCUCCCAAAUGGCAUGCCUUUCGGCCAUAGACUGUGGUGUGAAAUCCAAGUACGGGAAGAUGCACCUUCUAUUAAGAGCACGUCUAGCUUAGAGCCGGAGGGAGAUCAUGGCUCGGAAAGCACAGAAAGUCAAAUGAUUUUCCCUAAAUUGGAGAAGGAGUCUCCUGACGCAAGUACCCAUGAAGGGGGCAUUGUAGCAGCAGUGGCACCCUCCGUGUCCAACCCGUCCGAGCAAGAUGUUCUGGAAGAUGUGGAAAGUUUGUCUUUGGGUGAUCAUGAAACGGAGCACGGGUUCUUAACUGAUGAGGAGUAUGACAUUCUGGAUGCCAGUGACCAGGAAUAUAUGGAUGCCAAAUCGCGUGAGUGAUUCUUUUGGGCCUUGUUAUUGGGUGCUACCAGGAAGGUCAUGCACUGAUCGCGACGGAUUUUGUCAUAUGGAAAGGAGGAGUUGGUCAGGUAAGGACGAAAACAAUUUGCAGUGUGUUUGGCGAAAAGCAAAUCUGGAAGCCAGUUUGGAAUUUGUUAACUGUUAUUCAUUGUCUAAUUUGAGUCCGCGUGCGGCCAUUUCAAGGGAUAAUAAUACUGGAUCUCCUCAUCUAAGCUGUUUUAAAACUGCCUAACAUCGAGGUUGGAAUGACGAACAGAAAAAAUGGACUAUGUUUUCUCGGUAGACAACCGUGCCCGUAUUGUCGAGUGUACUCCGUAGACCAUCGUGACGAUCUUAUCUUUUUUUUUUUUUUUU
Aspergillus pseudotamarii is the source of this 3046-nucleotide messenger RNA. Its product is annotated as ZZ type zinc finger domain protein. NCBI's taxonomy places the organism in Eukaryota, Fungi, Ascomycota, Eurotiomycetes, Eurotiales, Aspergillaceae. Gene Ontology annotation, molecular function: zinc ion binding. The transcript has 4 exons. The coding region runs from base 242 to 2671 and encodes 809 amino acids. The record is from RefSeq and is a predicted model, not a curated record.